Molecule: messenger RNA, 3017 nt
Organism: Myotis daubentonii (Daubenton's bat)
Lineage: Eukaryota; Metazoa; Chordata; Mammalia; Chiroptera; Vespertilionidae
Product: phosphoethanolamine/phosphocholine phosphatase-like
Exons: 3
Coding region: 895-1686 (263 amino acids)
Biological process (GO): bone mineralization involved in bone maturation
Molecular function (GO): phosphatase activity
Source: RefSeq, a predicted model, not a curated record
CCUGUGAUUUCCAUCACAUGUGUACUCUGUACUCGACUGUGCUGCUCGCACACUGUUUCCUGGUCUGCUUCUGACCAACUCUGAGUUCCUUGAACCUGGGACUGUGGUUUCCCUUCCUGUAUGUGUGGGGCUGGAGCCUGCCGUCCCUGAGAAAGGCAGAGACAUGGAGCCAGUUUUCUGAGCGCUGCAGGGACCUGACAGCCUGGCUUUGAACCAGAGGAGAUCAGUGCUUCCUGGGAAGGUCGCCGUGCUGCAGCUUCCAGCGCAGGCGGGGCAGAGUGCUGAGUUCAUGCCUUUAGUGUUGCCAGCGCUGCUCUCUCUGUAGCACAACUGACCACUUUUCUGGCUAUAAAAUAACGCACAGUCAGAGGGAGAGACAGAAACAGCUUAAAGGAUUGAAUCCUAUUACAUAGCUCUCAUCACUAUUACCUUUUGUUAAAUUUCCCGUCAGCCUUUUAAAAAUAUGCAUCUAUUUCCACCACAAAGUUGGGACCUUAUACUAUAAACAUUUUACUACCCGUUUUAACAUCCAGUUUUUUACUUACGAUCGUUUUACAAUGUUUUAAACAAUCUUCAAGAAAACAUUUUAGCAAUUGCAUAACAUGCAGCCAUAUGGCUGUGCCCUAUUUUUUGACGGAUCCUUUAUUGUUGGACAUUGGUUUCUCAUUUUUGCUGUUAAUCACAACAGCAAAGAGACAGAGAGAAAUAUCGAUGUGAGAAGAACACGUCGACUGGUUGCCUCCUGCACAAGCCCCGACCAGGGUGUCAGGGAGGAGCCUGCAACCAAGCCUGCCGGAGAAGCUCGGAGAUCCUUGCCCCUUUUAUCUGAGGAACUCUUGGACAACACAAAAUGAUUUGAUCAUUCAGGACAAAACUGCUCGAGAGGAGGGCGGGAUGGCUGUGCAGGGCGCGCCGCGCUUCCUCCUGACCUUCGAUUUUGACGAGACCAUCGUGGACGAAAACAGCGACGACUCGAUCGUGCGCGCCGCGCCGGGCCAGCGGCUGCCGGAGAGCCUGCGCGCCACCUACCGCGAGGGCUUCUCCAACGAGUACAUGCUGCGGGUCUUCCAGUACCUGGGCGAGCAGGGCGUGCGGCCGCGGGACCUGCGCGCCGUCUACGAGGCCAUCCCCCUGUCCCCGGGCAUGGGCGACCUGCUGCAGUUCGUGGCCAAGCAGGGAGCCUGCUUCGAGGUGAUCCUCAUCUCGGAUGCCAACACCUUCGGCGUGGAGAGCGCGCUGCGCGCCGCCGGCCACCUGGGCCUGUUCCGCCGCAUCCUCAGCAACCCGUCGGGGCCCGACGCGCGGGGGCUGCUGGCGCUGCGGCCCUUCCACGCGCACAGCUGCGCACGGUGCCCCAGCAACAUGUGCAAGCACAAGGUGCUCAGCGACUACCUGCGCGAGCGGGCCCAGGACGGCGUGCACUUCGAGCGCCUCUUCUACGUGGGCGACGGCGCCAAUGACUUCUGCCCCAUGGGGUUGCUGGCCGGCGGCGACGUGGCCUUCCCGCGCCGCGGCUACCCCAUGCACCGCCUGAUCCAGGAGGCGCAGAAGGCCGAGACCAGCUCCUUCCGCGCCACAGUGGUGCCCUGGGAGACCGCCCACGACGUGCGCCUCCAUCUGCAGCAGCAAGCCCAAAGGAAGAAAAGCCAGAUGGAACAGUCGCCUCCUGGUGGUGGAACGAGGUAGCACACUGUCUGGCUUGGGUCGGACCAGCCAGGAACCUCGCAGCGGUGCCUUCUCAUACACCAGCCUCCUCUAUGCAACAAGACCAGGGACAACCAAAGUCACCCCUGUGGGCUGGGCCCUCUGUGGCCCCCUCCUCUCCUAUGGAACAGAAAGCCAUGAUGUUUUAAAGCAGAGCCAGCGAAACCCAAGCCCCUCCUCUUUGGUGUUUUAGAGCUAUUAAAGCAGGUGAAGGGGGAAGAGUCAAAAAAGAAAAAAUCACAACAGCAAACACUUACUGAGGUCCUGCUCUGAGCCUGGUUGCUUGUCGAGGGUUUUCCCAGGAAGCCUCACGAGAGGCCUCUUCACUUUCAAAAAGAGACGGUGGCUGGAGAGGCUAAGUAACAAGUCCAAGGCCAUAGAGCCGGUCAGCGGGUCCAGGCUGUGCCACAUGUUGACUUUCCAUGUGCAAAUCUUCAGUUAUUUUAAGAGAAUUCUAGGAGUGGCUUACAGGCCCCAUGCGUUUCAAAGCAACAGGAGAGACUGGGCAGUUCCUGUGGCAUCUCAGGAGGCACUGGAGACAUUGGGACGAGUUUUCCACUGCUUUGUUGUCCCGGGCCCUGCAGGCCUUUGAGUGUGCGGUUAUCGAGAGCACCAGUCUCUUCCUGCCCCAGCACCGCCCCGGGAACGGGGCCCAGCGGGUGCCCAUCGAGGCCCCAGUGCACAGGGCAGAGGCCCCCUGUGGCCCGUCACCUGCAGAGCUGUCAUGCUGGUGCGGUGCUUCGUAUGGGCCCUUGCCCAGGUGUCCUGGGGCUGUGAGGGACCCCGAUUUGCUAAGGAAGCUCUUGUCCUUCUCUUCCCCUCACCUGAGCUGGGAGCUGUGGUGCAGGCACGGUGGCUCCUCACGCCUGUCCCAGCCUCAUCUGAUCACUCUUUCUGCAAGAGACUUCCCAGGGAAGGUCCCCAGCCUGGAGCCAGCUGGGCUGUCCCAGGCUCUGCUGGCUCCCGCCCUCUGAAGCCGAGGCUUCUGGCUCAGGGCAUGCAGCCAGAGAGCCCAAAAUAGGUCAUUUGAUCUCAGGGUUACAUGGAAUCCGGGUAAAGGGGCUGUGGUCAUGGUCAUGAGCAACAGCAGGGAGCCAGCAGCUCCGAGGGAGUGGCCCACCCCUUGCACGGCACUUUGCAGUCGGUCACCCCACUUGGCCCUCUCAGCAGCGUCAGUGGAGGUGCUGACACCAUCUCCAUCUUAUAGCCAGCGUUCUUCCUGGAACCCUCUCGCACCCCUUCCCUCCUCUGUUCUCUCACCUCCUCCAAGCAGCCCUCCUCGCGCCUUUCGGGUCUUCGCUGCUCCUCCUCUC